This is a messenger RNA of Brassica rapa (field mustard), 6170 nucleotides long. RefSeq lists its product as uncharacterized. Lineage: Eukaryota; Viridiplantae; Streptophyta; Magnoliopsida; Brassicales; Brassicaceae. Gene Ontology annotation, molecular function: nucleic acid binding; RNA-DNA hybrid ribonuclease activity. The record is from RefSeq and is a predicted model, not a curated record.
UCUGUCUUCUCCGAACCAUGUUAAGUUUUGUGUGAUCAAAACUCAACAUUACUCCAAAUAUGUAAUCUCCCAAAAGCUUGGCUCCAGAUUCUGACUUUCCCUUGCUCGACCAUUUUAUCCCGAAGGGCGGGUUAUCACAUUCAAUCCCUUCCCCGAAGAACGUCAAGGAGGUUCAAAAGCAAACGGGAAGGAUGGCAGCCUUGAGCAGGUUCAUCUCCAGACUCUUCGACAAAUCUCACGCCUUUUUCGGAACUCUCAAGAAUCCGAAUGAUUUCCAGUGGACGGGAGAAUGCGAAUCCGCUCUCCAAGAGCUAAAAUCGUAUCUCACCACUCUUCCUCUCCUGUCCAAACCACUACUCGGUGAAGUCAUGCUGCUAUAUCUAGCGGUCUCCAAACACACCGUGAGCGCUGGUCUAAGUUGGCGAGGAGGAAAACAAGCAGCAACCAAUCUAUUAUGUAAGCAAGGUUCUCCUAGACGCGGAGACCCGCUAUACUCACCUAGAAAAGUUGACCUUAGCCAUGGUAGUCGCCGCUCGUAAGCUCCGACCCUACUUUCAGGCUCAUCCAAUCGUGGUUGUUACCUCCUUCCCUGUAAAGUUGGUCCUUCAUAAACCAGAAGUUUCCGCACGCCUAGCCAAAUGGACCGUGGAACUAGGGGAGUACGAUAUAAUAUUUCGACCCGCCACGGCAAUAAAGUCACAGGUCCUAGCAGACUUCAUGGCUGAAUUCUCCCCUACCUUGCUCCCAGCUCUGGAGCAGGAGGUACGCCUCCGAGGCGAAAGUAAAGGCGAGGGAGAAUGGAUCCUACACGUUGAUGGAUCCAGCAACGUCAGAGGAGAUGGAGUAGGGAUAGUGCUUACCUCGCCAACAGGGAACACAGCCUCAAGGGUAGUGAGGUGCAACUUCAAAGCAACCAACAACGAAAGCGAGUAUGAGGCCCUAAUCGCAGGCCUAACCCUCGCCCAUCAAAUGGGGGCAGAGAACAUCCAUGUCUUCGGCGACUCCCAGCUGAUAAUCAACCAGGUACAAGGGGAGUACCAAGCAAAAGACGACAGCAUGAUCCAGUAUAUGGCGGUCGCUCAGCGACUAAUCAAGAAGUUCAAGAGCUGCAAGCUCACUCAAAUCCCCUGGGAACAGAAUUCACAAGCCGACGCUAUGGGUAAUCUAGGGUCCGCUCUUGUAACGAAUAGCCAGGUGAGUAUCCCUUUGCUCGUGCUUCAAUGGCCAGUUACCAUGGAGGAAGCCCCGUCAGAGGAGGUCUCCGCCGUCGAAGAAGGCAAAACCUGGUUGACCCCCCUAAUCUGGUACCUGGAGGCCGACAUCCUCCCGGAAGACCGUAGCGAGGCUAGAAAGAUCAAAAAGCAAGCCGCGAGGUAUUGUAUCUCCCAGGAGAAGCUGUACUGGAGAUCUUUCUCUGGUCCGUAUCUGAGGUGCGUCCCACCCCGAGAGGACGCUAGAAUCCUUGUAGAACUACAUGAAGGAGAUUGUGGAUCCCACUCUAGCGGUUGAGCCUGGUGCUCAGAGCCAGAAGGGCCGAUUACUAUUGGCCCACGAUGGCCACCGACGCCGAUAGACAAGCCAAGCACUGCGACCAAUGCCAAAGGCACGCCCGGAGAACCUCAAGUCCUUAAGCUCACCAUGGCCCUUCAGAAAGUGGAGUAUGGAUAUAGUAGGGAAAUUUCCUAUGGCGCCGGGGCAGAAGGUCUUCCAAGUGGGUCGAAGCAGAAGCGCUCAGCCGCAAAACAGACCUCCAGAUCCGUAAGUUCUUGUGGACCAACAUAAUCACUCGCUUCGGCGUCCCCCACGAGAUCGUCACAGAAAAUGGACCCCAAUUCACGAGCCACAACUUCAAGGAGUUCUGCAAGGACUGGGGCAAAAAACAAACUUUCGCCACACCCCGAUAGCCCCAGUUUAACGGACCAGCGGAGUCCACGAACAAAACAGUGGUCAACAUGCUUGAAAAGCGACUGGAGGGCUCUCACGGGAAGUGGGCGGAGUAACUACACGGAGUCCUCUGGGCUUACCAGACCACUCCUAAAACAACAACAGGGGAAACCCUCUACUCGCUAGUCUACGGCUCUGAGACCAUUGUACCUACAGAGAUGCACAUAAGAACAACGGUCUCCAGAUCUACCUCUCAGGAGGAGAAUAACGAGCUGAUGGCGCUAAGCCUCGACCUGCUCGACGAGAAGAGAGAGGCCGCUCGACUGAGAAACUGGUCCUACCAGCAAGACGUCGCCAGGACGUACAACAAGAAAGUCAUAACAAGAACCUUCCAGUACGGAGACUGAGUUCUACGACGAGCAGAAAAAACAACGGGGAAACUCACCUGAGGGUGGGAAGGAACCUAUAAGGUCAUCGAGGUGCGGAGAGCAGGCGCCUACAGGCUGCAAGAUAGCAAAGGUAAAAUACAACCCAACUGCUGGAACGCCCUUUAGUUGGGUUGUAUUUUACCUUUGCUAUCUUGCAGCCUGUAGGCUCCUGCUCUCCGCACCUCGAUGACCUUAUAGGGUUCUUCCCACCCUGGGGUGAGUUUUUCCGUUGUUUUUUCUGCUCGUCGUAGAACCCAGUCCCCUUGCUGGAAGGUUCUGGUUCUGGUGCAUUUUCUUGUUUGAUUGAUGCAUGGCUGGUCGAGUCAACUUUUACUUAGACCAAAUCGGGGGUGUCACAUGAAUGCUAAUUGUUUCUACCGUGGCGGUGGUACUCUCUUGAGUCGGAAUGACUUCGUCAGAACAAGUGAAUUCGUUGUUGAGGAUGAAUUUUUUGUGUUGGGUUCCAUUUCACUCUGACAGAUCUUUGAUCGGGCUCUUGAAUUAGAUAUAUCUUUUUAUAUCUCUCCACAGAUGGCGCCAAAUUAUCAGAAACUUAAUAAAGAUAGAGUAAGGUUUAGAGAAACGGUUGGAAAGGUUUCUAUGAGUAGAUCUCUAAAAUAGUUUGCACGAACUGGACUGAUAUAUUAUUUAAAGUGAAUCCAAAAUACACAAAGAACAAAGCAAAAGAGAACUCUAUCUCUCAAGAAAGUCAAUCUCCCAAAAGAUAUUUGUAAACGAUCUUAGCUUUUCCUUUUAUGCUGGUCAGCUCCCCCCCCCCCCCAACUACUCUGUCUAUCUAGGGUGUAUGUGUCGUGCCUAACUCCUGAAAUCUUGGCAUGUUUCGUAACUGCUUGAGCACGAGAUGACUGGGUCUUUAGACGUUAUCUGUACAUUUAGAGCUCGCUACCUCAAGCUACGAGAUAUCUCUUUGGGCCGGAAUUUCCGGGCUUCGCCGUUCACUCCAUUGCGCUUUGGGCUUUUGUCGGACUGGAUAUAUUUAAUAAAUCCUGCUCCAGCACUAUGUAGCUACACAGGGACUCUUCCUUAUGUUGUAGGAUCUCAUCCAUAUCGUCAAUCGUUUCUCCAAGUAUGACUUCUUUCAAAUUUCUCAACAGAAAGAUUAGUUAGAGCUGCAAAUGAGUGAAUUGAGUCAUUGGGAAGGUUGAGUAACCAUUGGAAUUCAGGAAUCCAUAGCGCCUCUCCUGAUAGGCAGAGAGCUACGCUAAUAAGUUGUUCAAUCAGCGCAUUCACAACCUCAAAUAUGUUGGAGAAAACUACAUCUAGGUAGGCAGUCUCCACUGACUUCUUAAUUGUUGAUGCCUCCAGUCUCGUCAUCUUUACAUUCAGUAUGUUUCCGCAGUUUGCAUUUGGGAAUUUUUUUUUUAUCUAUGAUUUGUUCCAUGUUUCUUAUGGGAUUAAAGAGGAUGUUGUUCUCUGCUCCAGUGAGAGUAUUUGGGGUUUGCAUUUGUCAAAAUUGAUUUCGAAUUAUCCGCCAGUUUCUGCCGGUUGUAAUGUCUUAUGUUUUUAAUGGUUUUAGCUUUUUGUUUAGCUUAUUUUUGUCCAUUUAUAUUACAUUUAGAAGCGUAUAUUGCAUUUGCAUGUUUAUUUUCAUCUACAGAUAUUGGAGCGAUUCCUUUCGAAUUUUGCAGCAUUUUGAACAGAUGUAUGUCAAAUAACCGGAACAAGACACAACAAAGUAAGAUGGGAGAGAAUCAUACUAGAAUGAGCAGGAAUGGCACCCCAGCCGCUAGCAACAACGAAUUUUAGGAUUUAGAGACACAAAAAUGACAGUUUUUAUCCACUAAUAUCAUACAAGGAAACCAUUACAAUCGUGUUACACAGCUCUUACACUUCAUGGAUCAUAUCCGUUUAGUAUCGUCGAGUAUCUUUAAAAUGUCUUCUCCACAGUUCAUUGGAUCUUCGUAUACCUAGUUAAUAACAUUUAACUCACCAUUACAAUCUUCAGUUCAAUUAUCAAAUCAUGAACUAAUAUUUCAAAUUUCUAACAACUUGAACCGUAUUAACAUCUCAUCCAUCAACUUAGGACAUUACGUUAUAAAGAAUUGAAACUUUUUAUCUUUGUAUGUAGUUGCUUAAGCAAGGUCGUCCUUUUUUUUUUGUGCACAACUUAAGCAAGGUCGUCAAAUCAUUAAAGUUUAAAAGUAAAAAGAAAACUGAAAGGCAACAUCUUAGAGGGGAAGAAAAGUACCAAAUCCAAAUCGCUGCGUGGGGAGUACAACGUCAGAUUCUUAUUUGAAAACUUAAUCUUUUCUAUUUCUUUUACUAACAUACAAAUUGCAAUUACUUUUUUUCGUGACGGGAAUGCCAUACUAAAGAAUUUGUACAAUAAAACAAUAAUACUUUCAAUUUUUAAUCUGUGUCUGUGACAUCACUAAAACAAACAGCUUAAUUAUAAGGUUGGUUGAAAAAACUAGAGAUCAGUUUUACUCAAAAUUCUAGAGAUCAACUUUGUGGAAUUUAAAGAGAAGUAUAUUUUUAUCACACAAAUAUAAUAUUUUUGUUUUUAUACAAUAUUCCCGGACUAUAAGCGAGCUUUUCACAACUUGUAUUAUUCUCAAAUAUAGCCUUGCAUUCAAAUUCAGAUUCAACAGAAUAGUCAUCUAACAGAUGAGUAUAAAUGCAUUUCCUUAACGUCGAAACAAUUAUCUUUAUUCUUUUAAAAGGGAUACUAAGUGUAACUUUAGAGUAUACAAGAUUACAUUAUACAUAUAAAAGAAGUAAACAUAAAUGCUAUUUCUAAAUUCAAAGUCUGAUGCUGGAAAGCUGAAGGCAAAAAAUACAACAACUUUGGUUUGGCGGACUUUGCGAUCUUUAUUGCUCGACGGGAGAAAAGGAGAAUUAAAAAGCAAAACCACCGGUCCAAAGAUAAAGAAAUUACAAUAUUAAAACCAAAAUAAUUGAAAAUAAGGAAAUGAGAGUAGAAAAUUGAGUCAGACCAACAUCUCAUAACUUACUCGUUAAGUCAGCCUCUCUCUCAAAUCUUAAGUUGGGAUCGACUUGGACUCUCUUUCAGUUUCACUUUUGUUUUUCUAAAUAUACUUUUUUUAAAAAAAAUUUCUUAAUUCUUAAUCAUUGCUUAUGCAUUUUUCCAAUCAUAUUUCUUGUUUAAAAACGUAUUCCAUCCAGACAUUGUUAUCUCACAUGUUAUCUCGCAUGCGAUAUUGUAUGGACCAAGAAUUGUCUGAUUCCAAGAUGAUUUAUUCUUACAUUUAUGAUAUAUGUUCGAUUCAUAGCCUAGCCGUAUAUAUACGUUUUCUUUUCCACCUAUAUUUGUAUAAAAAAGGGUUUUUGGAUCUAUAAACUUUUUGCACGUAAAGAAUUUCGGUUACAUUUUUGUUGUACAUUUAUCUUUAAACAAGAAAAGUUAUUCCGACAUUAGUAUAUCUUUCACAUGCUAGAGAAAACAAAACUGAUCCCAUUAUAUCUUGUAUAUAUUUAUAUAUAUGCAUGCUUCAGAUAUGGGUCAAGUUUUUGGCACGGAUUAUCGAUGAUUCAAGAUUCGGAAGCAUGGCCCAACUUCUCAACUGAAUUGGACGAGCUGCAGAAGCUGAAGAGCAGAUUCUCAGAAUUCUCUAUUGUUUUUAUUUCUCGAUCUGAAAAUGUAUCGUCUGAUUUAUUAGCUAAGAUAGCGAGAUCCUUUCAUAGGAACAUGUAUUACAUUGGUUGUUCUAUUCCAUUUUAGUUCCCCAUACCGCCUCAAGCUUGAGUAAUAAAUCCACCGUUUGAUUCCAAAAUAAAAUAUAAAAAAAAAUACGGCGUACGCAGUCAUAUAUACGGUUCUUUACUGUUUGGAUGAUGUACGGUAAAUAUAAUUUUUAAAUUCUAUAGCCCAUUAUA